This is a messenger RNA of Cornus florida, 1799 nucleotides long. RefSeq lists its product as uncharacterized. The record is from RefSeq and is a predicted model, not a curated record. Bases 286 to 1368 code for a protein of 360 amino acids. Lineage: Eukaryota; Viridiplantae; Streptophyta; Magnoliopsida; Cornales; Cornaceae. The transcript has 14 exons. Gene Ontology annotation, molecular function: RNA binding.
AGAUUGACGAGGGUUACCUAGGGGCCCAGCAGCACGAGGAAAAGGUAGGGGAGAGUCGAGAGAGAGAACGCUAGAGCUUCGUCUAGGGUUUUGAAAAUCCGAACCAAUCAAAGGAGGUGUCUCUAUUGUGUGCAGGAGUCGAGUGUGAGAUAUAUAUAGAGGGAGAGGUGAGAUCGAGAGCAAAGAGCGACGAGGGGAGAGAAAUUGAGUGUCUUGUGCAAAGAGCCACCGAAAUUCUCACUUGCCUCUCGAAUUUGCGAAUUGGUAAUUUGACCCUUGUCGAGUAUGUCGGAGAGAAAGCUUGUAGUUUUGGGCAUCCCAUGGGAUGUGGAUACGGAUGGCUUGAAGGAUUACAUGAGCAAAUUUGGGGAAAUUGAGGAUUGUAUUGUGAUGAAGGAACGGUCCACUGGUCGGUCUCGUGGUUUUGGAUAUGUAACAUUUGUAUCAGUUGAGGACGCUAAGAAUGCAUUAUCAAGUGAGCACUUCCUUGGCAAAAGAAUUUUGGAAGUAAAAGUAGCAACUCCAAAGGAGGAGAUGAGAGCACCAUCAAAGAAUGUCACGAGAAUAUUUGUGGCCAGGAUCCCAUCAUCUGUUACAGAAGCUGACUUCCGAAGUUAUUUUGAGACUUAUGGUGAGAUAACAGAUUUGUACAUGCCAAAGGACCCGAGUACCAAAGGGCAUCGUGGAAUUGGGUUUAUUACUUUUGCAAGCGCAGAAUCUGUGGACAAUCUAAUGGCUGAAACUCAUGAACUGGGGGGUUCUACCAUAGUUGUUGACCGAGCAACACCCAAGGAGGAUGACUUCAAACCAGUAAGCCGAGUGGCACAGGGUGGAUAUGGUGCCUAUAAUGCCUAUAUCACCGCAGCAACUAGAUAUGCGGCUUUAGGUGCUCCUACCUUAUAUGAUCAUCCAGGCCUCAUGUAUGGAAGAGGGGAAGCCACUCGAGGAAUGGGCAAAAAGAUUUUUGUCGGCAGGCUUUCUCAAGAGGCAACCGCUGAUGAUCUUCGCCAGUAUUUUGGCAGAUUUGGCCGUAUUAUAGAUGCUUAUGUUCCGAAGGAUCCCAAGAGAACUGGCCACAGAGGUUUUGGUUUUGUGACCUUUGCUGAAGAUGGCGUUGCAGAUCGUGUGUCUCGAAGGUCUCAUGAGAUUUGUGGACAAAAGGUUGCAAUAGAUUCAGCAACACCAGUUGAUGAUGCUGGUACUAGUGGAAAUUUCAUGAUGGACAAUGCUGAACCAUAUGUUGGGGGUUACAACGGACCUAUGCGUACCUAUGGCAGGAUGUACGGAAGUUUGGAUUUUGAUGAUUGGGGUUAUGGCAUGCCUGGUGGAAGACCUUCACGUGCAGAUCUGAGGUACAGGCCAUACUAGAGAUGAGAGUCGUGGCCUUGAAAGUACGGGCACUGCCAUAAGUUCUCUUUGCAUAUUCGGGAAAGGCGUGCUGAAGUUGCUAAUGGAGUUUGCUUGAACUUUAUGGACAAUUAUUGAAUGUUGACAUUAUUGUGGAAUUGAUGUUGUAUGCAACAUCUCAACUUGUCUGAACAAAAAAUUCAGUAACUUAAUUUGACACACAAAAUUUGAUGUAGUUUUCCAUAAGGAGUAUGUGGUUUUCCAUAAGGGAGCAAUGUAUGUGAAGUAUGUGAAUGUGAUUUAUUAAGUUUAGGUGAUGACCAAACCUCCAUGUUCACUGCUAAUUGGCCCAGAUUGUUACUGGCAUUAUAUCUUGUAUAAUUUGAUGCAUUUGGUAGUUAAUUUGCUACUCUGGCAUUAUAUCUUAAUAAUUUGAUCCAUUUGGUACUUAA